Messenger RNA from Dothidotthia symphoricarpi CBS 119687, 663 nucleotides. RefSeq lists its product as uncharacterized. The coding region runs from base 111 to 449 and encodes 112 amino acids. The record is from RefSeq and is a predicted model, not a curated record. NCBI's taxonomy places the organism in Eukaryota, Fungi, Ascomycota, Dothideomycetes, Pleosporales, Dothidotthiaceae. The transcript has 4 exons.
AGCUGUCUACCUUACACAGAUUCCCUUCCCAAUCCAGCGUUAUACAAUUUCCAGCUGCACUAUACACACGGCUAUGCUGGGCCGAGAAUCUAGCCCAUUGGUAGCAUAGCAUGUGGGAGGUAGUGUUCACUGACGACCGAGAGAGCUUCGAGUCCACCGGCCGCAAUACACCUUCAAACGUUUGGAAGAGUGCUUAUGCUAAUGUGAGAUUGCUGUGUAGAAGUUGUUCACCAUCAAGAUCCCGCCGUCGAAGACACUGCUGGCGCGCCGCCAGUCGACGAGGUCGCCGCCGCCGCCGCCGCCGAAGAAGGAGAAGAAGAAGGAGAAGGAGAAGAAGGAGAAGGUGCCGUCAGGCAGGCGACGCCUCGGGCUCCUCGCCCGCAGAAACGCGGCCGCCGCGGCAAAAUGCCGCCAAAAAAACGUCGAUCGCGAUUCGUAGUCGUGGAUAGUGAGGAUGACGAGGACGACGAUGAUGACGACGAGGAAGAGGAGAAGAAGGAGGGAGAGGACGAGGAGAUGGAGGAUGAGGACUCUGCUUAAAUAUUUUGGACUGUUAUUUUUGGUCAAAUACAUUCAGUGAUCAAAUUUGGUAUGCCUUUCCCAUGUGUUAAAUGAAAAUCCGGUCGAAAUCUAACUCAAGACACCAAUUCUAUCCUAUCCUGA